Messenger RNA from Drosophila montana, 1857 nucleotides. It is a transcript of the gene Ir75b, whose product is annotated as Ionotropic receptor 75b. The record is from RefSeq and is a predicted model, not a curated record. Lineage: Eukaryota; Metazoa; Arthropoda; Insecta; Diptera; Drosophilidae. Bases 1 to 1857 code for a protein of 618 amino acids. Gene Ontology annotation, molecular function: ligand-gated monoatomic ion channel activity. Gene Ontology annotation, cellular component: membrane. The transcript has 7 exons.
AUGUUUCUACAUCAAUUUAUUCUAUAUUAUUUUGUGCAUAUUGCCAAGUUAAAAAGUAUAUUAUUUUUGCAUUGUUGGCCGGCUGAUUCACUGCUUCGCUUUGCACAUUUAGCUAGCAGAGAACUGCUGUAUACCCAAUAUCUAAACCUUAAUAGGGAAUACCCACUAAUGGAGCACUUACAAGAUAAACUCAUCGAGCACAAUCUCGUUAAGCUUGGCAUUUACAUGGACAUAAAUUGUAAUCAAACUGCGGAAGUCUUGUUUACGGCCAAUGGGGAGCGUCUGUUUAUAGAACGCUAUCACUGGCUCAUCUACGACCAGGACUUCAGCUGGAGGCAGUUGCAUCAACGUUUUGCAGAGGCGCAGCUUUAUCUUGGCACAGAGUUGACCUAUGUCAAGCCAAGUGCAAAUCUCAACAGCUUUAUACUCUAUGAUCUGUAUAACAAGGGAAAGCAUGUGGGUGGCAAGCUCAAUAUAACAAUUGAUCAGCAAAUUGAUUGCAACGAGCAGCGAUGUUACGUGAAUCGCUAUCUAAGUGAUCUGCAUAAGCGAAGUCGAAUGCAGCAGCGUAAAUUUCUGACUGGUUUAACUUUACGAAUCAAUGCAGUGUUAACCUCCUUGCCGAUCGACACACCAGAAACCGAGAUCAAGAACUUUCUCAGCCGCGAUGAUGAUAUAUAUAAGGAUUCAUUUGCCAGGCUUGGCUACCAAGCCUAUGAGGUGCUCAAGGAAAUGCUGGAUUGCAACUUUAGCUAUAUAUUUCGCGAUCGCUGGUCAGAUUCGGAGUUGUCCGGCGGUCUUAUUGGGGAUAUGCGCAAUGAAACCGUCGAUCUAAGUGCAACUGGUUUCCUUUUUAGCAGUGGACGCACCAAGUACUUUAAGCUCGUGGCCUGGUUUUCCUCAUUUCGAUCGAUGUGCAUGUUCCUCAAUCCAAGAUCGGCUGCCGGUGAGCUACGCCUCUCGGAGUUUCUGCAUCCUUUCAGCUGGACGGUUUGGUUUGUGUUCGCCUCGAUGCUGCUGUCUGCUGGCGUUCUACUCUGGUUUACGUUUAUUCUGGAACGCAAGCUAAAUAACGUAAAUGUUAGACCCUCGCUACUUACCAGCUGCCUGUUGUCCUUUGGUGCUGCCUGUAUUCAGGGCGCCUGGCUGUUGCCGCGCUCCACAGGCGGUCGCAUGGUCUUCUAUGCCGUAAUGCUAACCUGCUUUCUUUUAUAUAAUUAUUAUACAUCAGUUGUGGUGUCCACGCUGUUGGGCAUAGCACCCAAAUCGAACAUUCGAACCAUACAACAGCUCGCGGACAGCAACCUUGAGGUAUCAAUCGAGCCAAGAAUAUACACAAAGGUCUAUGUGGAGACAUCAAGCUAUCCCGAUGUACGUAGUCUAUAUCUGAACAAGGUUGUUAACAGCCAGCGCGAUCCGAAACGCAUUUGGCUGCCGUCGGAGGAGGGUGUCCUAAUGGUGCGCGACAAGCCCGGAUUUGUCUAUAUUGCAGAGGCAGCUAGUUCCUAUGUAUAUGUGCGAAAGCAUUAUCUACCCCACCAGAUCUGCGAGCUAAAUGAAAUUCUGCUGCGUGACGAGACGAACGCCUACACCAUGAUCCUCAAAACCUCCAGCUUUGUGGAACUAAUAAAACUAAGCCAGCUACGUAUGCUGGAAACUGGAGUACAUUUGAAACAUUUUCGCUAUUGGGUGCAAAACAAGCUGCAUUGUUAUCACAGCAAUAGGAACGUAGUUGUGGGCCUGGACUCUGCCGGACCGCUGUUUCUGCUGCUAAUUUGCGGCUAUAUCGUGUGCCUGUUGGUUUUUGGCCUGGAAAUAUUGUGGCACCGACGACAGCAACGAGCUGUGCGUCAUUAA